AGCGGAAACAGUUUACAAUGUAAAGUUUCGCAUUUCCGUAAAUCAAGCGCGAAACAACAAGGCCACGUUGUGUUGCCAAUAACACUUAAAAAUACAUCUUAGUGUUGCCAGAACUAUCACGCAACAAGUUUUCGACAUCUUACCGAGGCUUCAACGUCAUCCUUCUCGCAGGCUGCAGCAGAUUUAGCUUUAACGCUUCCUUUCAACGUUUUAGCAGAUUAAUGUCAUCGAGAUAAAUUAGCAGGAUUUGCAGCAGCAGACACGCCAGCAUCUUACUGUUGACUUUGGGACUGCGCUUCGGAUACCUAGUCUUCUUCUAGUGCCGACGAUGGUUUUGUUGAAGAACCUCCGUCCUCCCACCGAGGGAGUGAAGCUCCAGCAAGCCGACACCACUGCAGUCAUGGACGGCAACAAGUUGGGCUGUGGGACGCUCUACGUCGCUGAAACACGUCUGUCGUGGUUUGACGGCGCCGGGCUGGGCUUCUGUCUGGAAUACCCCACCAUCGGCCUGCACGCCAUCUCCAGAGACGUCAGCGCGUACCCUCAGGAGCAUCUCUACGUCAUGGUCAACGGGAAGCUCAGUGAGGAGAACGAGGCAGAAAUGGCGGACAAGGCGGCCGAGGAGGAAGAGGACGGCGGCAGCAGCGAUGGUGGCGAUGACGAAGAGGGAGCCAUCACUGAGAUCCGAUUUGUGCCUGGUGACAAGGCUGCAUUGGACUCCAUGUUUGCGGCCAUGUGUGAAUGCCAGGCGCUGCAUCCUGACCCAGAAGACGACGACUCCGAUAACGACUUUGAAGGCGAAGAGUACGAUGUGGAGGAAGCCGAGGCUGAGCACGGCCACGCCGACAUCCCUACCUUCUACACGUGCGACGAGGGUCUGUCGGCGCUGACGCAGGAGGGCCACACCACGCUGGAGAGGCUGGAGGGCAUGUUGGCACAGAGCGUGGCGCAGCAGUAUCACAUGGCCGGCGUGAGGACGGAGCAAAGCAACGCGGAGUUUGAAGACGGGAUGGAGGUGGACGGUGACACUGCAGAGGCUGGUCAGUUUGAGGACGCCGACGUGGACCACUGAUGGAGGCCCCCAUGCAUUAUGGGAGCUGCACUUCUUCAAGGCACUUCCUGUUGUCGCUGUCAAUCAUCUCCGUAGUCAAUGUAGUGCACGUCGUCGUUUGAAUCCAUCUGACCACCAAACUAAUAUGUCACAUCCUUUCUAGUAAUAAUUGUCAAUAAAAUAAUAGUUUUUCUAUUUUG
Nerophis ophidion (straightnose pipefish) is the source of this 1251-nucleotide messenger RNA. It is a transcript of the gene clns1a, whose product is annotated as chloride channel, nucleotide-sensitive, 1A. Gene Ontology annotation, cellular component: methylosome; cytosol; plasma membrane. Gene Ontology annotation, biological process: cell volume homeostasis; chloride transport; spliceosomal snRNP assembly. The record is from RefSeq and is a predicted model, not a curated record. NCBI's taxonomy places the organism in Eukaryota, Metazoa, Chordata, Actinopteri, Syngnathiformes, Syngnathidae. The coding region runs from base 329 to 1072 and encodes 247 amino acids. The transcript has 8 exons.